GCGGGAAGUCGUGUGUGACAGAAAUCCUUCAGCUUGUUUACGAAAAUAUAAAUUUGAUGUUUCAGCCUUAAUUUAAUCAGCAUUGAGUAAUAAAACGGUUAAAUGACAAACGCUUAAAAUCAACAGCGCAGACACUUACCUUAGGGUAAACAUUUCUGACUGGACUUUACUGAAGUACGGUCUCCGUCGAGAGUGCUUAGCUUUUGCUAAAAAAACAACAACAGCAUUUUAUCCGUGUCUGUCAGUCAGCAAAAGGCAACGAUUGUCAUUCGUCGUUUCAUUAAUCUAAUCUGAGUUAAAGAUGAUGCGUAAGAAGAAGCGCUCUUCCACCACAGUGGACAAAGAUUCCACACUUGAUAUACCAAAGUCCAAAAAGACCAAAAGCAGUGGGCGACCCACAAAGUCUUCUGUACAGAACUCUCACCCGGACUCAGUUUUUGGUCAGUUCUUGAAGGAAUCUGGUGUUACAUUGACUCCUGGCAAUACAGCUAAUGAAAUUGCUGUGGACCAAGUUAUAUUUCAAAAGCGACUCCAGCAGCGUCUUCGAAAAAAUCCCAGAUUCCCCAAUGAGUUCAUAUCUGGGCUGGAAACAUACUUCGAAGAGCCAGAGAGAUUCAGAAAUUGCCUGCUUCCAUGUGUGCCAGAAUCUGCCGGAGAGGAAAAUACCAAUUCUGGUUCCUAUCAGGAGAGUCUUGUGCGCUUGUUGCUUGGAAUAGAGAUGCUACAGACCCUGGUUAUAAACAUAUUGUUUGAAAAGCUUCCAGAAUUCAUGUUUGAGGGAGUGUGUGAGGAUGGCCUCAAUGUUCCCCGUCUCAUUAUUAACCAGUUAAAGUGGUUGGACAGAAUCAUAGACGGCAAGGAUUUGAGCAGUAAGCUGAUGCAGAUGGUGUCUGUGGCUCCUGUGGAAAUCCAGCGGGACAUUAUAACCAGCCUACCUGAAAUCCUGGAGGACUCCCAGCAUGGAGAUAUGGCCAGAGAACUGAACGGUUUAUUGCAGCAAAACACUCAGCUCACUGUGCCUAUUUUGGAUGCUUUGUCCAGCCUGAAUCUGAGCUCUGCAUUACUGUCAGAGGUGCGUGAGGCAGUGAUGGGAACUUUGUCUGCUGUGCAGUUAGAGGAUCUUCCUGUUGUAGUGAAGUUCAUCUUGCACUCCAUCUCUGCAUCUGAUGUUAAUGAGGUGGUGUGUGAUUUGCGUAAAAAGCUGGAGUUGGAGCAGUGUGUUUUGCCAGCAGUGCUGCAGGCCUCCCAGAGUCGCAUGCACAGUAAAAAAGCAGCAAGGUCAUCCAGUGUCCCAUCAAGCAGCAAUGGUCAGGACAGCGUGACUCUGAUUCUGGAAGUCAUAAAGUCAGCUAUCCGCUUUCAGAAGACCAUCACAGAGGCCUGGCUGAAGGCCAUAGAGAAUGUUGAUGAGUCAGAGGACCACAAGGUGGUUGAUCUGUUAGUGCUGUUCAUCCUUCACUCCACUAAUGCAAACCACAGCCGACGUGGGGCCGAAAGAGUGUUUAAGAUCAAAGUUCGCAAAGGUCUUAUUCAGGAAACCCUCCUGCAGAAGGCCUUCAAAGGUCAUGCUCAGGUGAUGCGGGGUUAUUUCUCCUCGAUUCUGGCUCUAGCUCAGGGACUCUUGCGAUCUCCAGACUGCUGUGUGGUGCCUUUCGGAGGUCACAUGUACAAACAGGCCUUCACUGCCUUUGACUCCUACUGUCAGCAGGAGGUGGUGGGCUCUCUGGUCACACAUGCGUGCAGUGGUGUGAGUGGGGAGGUGGAUGUGGCUCUGGAGCUUCUCUGUGAGCUGGUGUCUCAGAGACCUACAGAGAUGAGCCAGUUCGUUGCUUUUUUGAAGGGUAUUCUGGACUACAUGGAUAACCUGAGCUCACAGCAGAUCAGACGACUAUUCCACCUGCUCAGCCGCCUGGCAUUCGGACAAGAGCAGCAGGGAGGGCACAUCCAGGAUGACAUGCACAUCGUCAUCCGUAAGCAGCUGUCCAGCACGGUGCCCAAGUACAAGCGCAUUGGUAUUAUUGGUGCAGUUAUGAUGGUGGGCAGUAUGGGGGCCUGCAGAAAUAAGCCUGAUGGCUCUCAAGGUGGCACGCUGCCCAAAGAGACGCACAGACAGGUGAUGGCUCUGUUGGAGCUGGUACGUUCAUGCAGUGAGAGUUCUCCUGAAGCUGCUGCUCUCUGUUAUGAUGAGCUGGCCAACCUAAUGCAGACCUGCAAACUGGACCCUCUUGUGCAGGCUUGGAUAGGGAAGAGUGUGUUAGAAGAUUUCCAGGAAGACUUUGUUGUUGACCUUGGACCUCAGAUAUCAGGUUUGUUUGUGUUUCCUGCCUCUGUGAUGUACAAUCUGGAUGAGGAGGAGAGUCAGGGAGGAAUUGCUAUCAAUCUUCUGCCUCUAAUGGCUCAAGACCAGCAACACAAAACAGACACACCCCAACCAGCUGGAGUCAAGAGAGAGAGGCAUGUGUCUCCUUUGUGUCUGUCCCCAUUUUUCCGUCUGCUGAGGUUGAGCGAAGAAGCGCAGCAUCAGGGAGAUCUGGAGGAGAUUGAUGCUCUGUUAGGAUGUCCUCUGGUUCUAACUGAUAUGGAGGUGGUGCAAAAGGUGGAGAGUUUGUCUAAGACUGAGAGGGAGUUCCUCUGUUCAUUGCUCUUCCACACCAUCAACUGGUUCAGAGAGGUGGUGAAUGCAUUUUGCAGGCAGAAAGAUCCUGAGAUGAAAAUGAAGGUUGUGACUCGCAUUCAAAACAUAACUUCCCUUCAGAGUUUACUGCAGAUGUGCUUGACAGCAACACCAGGCUACAUUCCUCCUCAGGCUAACUUUGAUGGAGAGAGUGCUGAGGGGAUGAUGCCCUCCUCCUCCAUCGCUCCACCAAAGAAAGCAAAGAAAGAGUCAACUGGGAAGAAAAGGAAGGCCUCAGCGAGUAAAAACUCUUCAGCAGACAAGUCAGAGCUGGAGGGGGCCACAGAAGCAGAGGAGUCUCAACAGGACCAUCCGGAGAAAGAAAGUGAGAAGGAGAAAGAGAAGGAUGCCAAAUCAGGGGUCAGUCUGUCAUCCUACUGGCCGUUCUUCAGAGAGCUGGACGUUGAAGCUCUGAGCGUGCUGCAGUGUGGCCUUCUGUCCCGAACACUACUGGACACUGAACUACACAGCAAGGUCAGAGAAGAAGUGCAGUUGGGCCCUGCCGAGUUGCACUUCCUGCUGGAGGAUAUGUGGCGAAAAAUGGACUUCAGUUUGGCUUCUGCUCCCGCCAAGAAAGCUCCAUUUCUCAAAAGUAAGACAGACAGAGCGGUGGGCUUUGCUCACCUGCAGCAGAAAAAUGCCAAAGAAAUCGCCACCUGUUGCAUUGAACUGCUGCCCACACUCUGCACACACCUGGAGAACUGCCACAAUCACUUUCAGACUGUGCUCUCUGAGAAUCAGGGUGUUGUUGAUGCUCCUGGUGUGGAUGUGAAGGAACAGCAGCUCAUGUGUUCAGCCUAUCAGCUCUUACUGCAAGUGCUACACACCACGUUCAGCUGGGCAGGUUUCUCUGGUCCAGAGCAUCGUGCUCUGCUGAAGAAUGCCCUUGGGGUCCUGGCCAGCCGACUUAAAGAAGAAGAGACAGACCUGACCCUGGAUCAGCUCAGCAGGCAUGCUUUUCAGUACCUGCAGAACUUCCGAAGCACAGUGCCCAGCCUAAGCACAGCCCUGUGUCUGACCCAGCUGCUCAUCGUGCUGUCCCAGUAUGGAGGAUCAAACCACAGGACCUACAGAGAACAGAUCUCAUCUCUUGCGAGGCAUUUUCUCUGUCAGGAAUGGGUUACAGUGAGCGGAGAGAAAGAACGAGGAAACAAAUACAAUGACACUCUUCAAACCCUCCUCAGUAUUUAUCUGGAGCACACAGAUGAUGUUCUGAAGGCGGUGGAGGAAAUCACGAGCGAGGGAAUUCCAGAGCUGUUGAACGCUGCUAAAGACGCCAGCUCACGUAGCUGGCCAACACUCAACAGGCAGACCUUCCUUGUGUACUACAAGAGCAUGAUGGCAGAGCUAGAGAGAGCUGUACGCAAGAUUCCUCCCAGCAAACAGGCGGAUAAUCGAGAGGUGCAAAGUGAGAAACUCUUAACAUGGAAUCUAGCUGUGCGGGACUUCCACAUCCUUAUAAACCUGGUCAAGGUGUUUGACAGCAGGCCAGUGUUCACAGUUUGUUUAAAAUAUGGUCGUCUUUUCCUGGAGUCGUUUCUUAAGCUUGGAAUGCCUCUGCUUGACUACAGCUUUAAAAAACACAAGGAGGAUGUCCAGAGUCUACUGAAGACCUUUCAGCUAAGUACUAGACAACUCCACCACAUGUGUGGCCACUCAAAGAUUAGGCAAGAUACAGGGCUGACCAAUCACGUUCCAGCCUUAAAGAAAAAUCUAGAGCAGUUUGUGUAUCGUGUGAAGGCCAUGCUCGCUCUUAACCACUGUCAGGAGGCCUUCUGGCUGGGGAACCUGAAGAACAGAGACCUAAAGGGUGAAGAGAUUCUCUCACAAAGGUCACAGGCAGCUGAUGAAGAAGAGGAAGAGUCCUCUCAGUUGCAAAGUGAAGUGGAGCAGGAGAGUGACUCUGAUGAGAGAAACAAUGGACAUCAAGAGGAAGAAGUAGAGGAAUCUGAUGAAUCAGAAUAAUAGAAAGCAAGAGAACAUCUGAAGGGUUUCUUUUCAUAAGCACACGAACAGCACACUAUUAGUACAAAGUAAGACUUUGAGAUUUGUGAUCUCUGAAAUUAAAAUGGAAAAGGCAAAUAAAUAUAUACUUUUUCUGGUUAAAGCUGUUGUGUAAUGUUGACAAGUUAUCUGUAAUCAAGUGGUUUCUCUAAUUGUGUUUGCCUGUUUCAAUGGUAAUUAGUUUUCAUAUUUCAAUAAAAGUAAUAAAUGAAUGUCAA
This is a messenger RNA of Myxocyprinus asiaticus (Chinese sucker), 4896 nucleotides long. RefSeq names its product FA complementation group D2 (gene fancd2). Bases 302 to 4639 code for a protein of 1445 amino acids. Gene Ontology annotation, cellular component: condensed chromosome; nucleus. Gene Ontology annotation, biological process: homologous chromosome pairing at meiosis; mitotic intra-S DNA damage checkpoint signaling; double-strand break repair involved in meiotic recombination. NCBI's taxonomy places the organism in Eukaryota, Metazoa, Chordata, Actinopteri, Cypriniformes, Catostomidae. The transcript has 44 exons. Gene Ontology annotation, molecular function: DNA polymerase binding. The record is from RefSeq and is a predicted model, not a curated record.